UCAAGUAACAACCGUCAGAAGGUUUAUAGGGAUACAGCGUUACUUGCUGUACUUUUUCGGUUCAGAAUGAGUCGGGAUUACUAUGCAUCUUUGGAAGUAAAUGGAAAUGCCACAGACGCCGACAUUAAGAAAGCUUACCGAAGGCUUGCGCUGAAAUACCAUCCUCACACAAAUUGUCAAAGAGGUGCUUAUGAAAAAUUCAACCAGAUUGCUGAGGCCUAUGAUGUUCUGAGUGACCCCAGGAAGAGAGCGACAUAUGACAAGUUUGGGGAAGAAGGUCUGAAAGGGGGCAUCCCGCCUGAGUGUGGAGGGAAUGGGGCUUGGACAACUGGGUAUACCUUCCAUGAAACCCCAGAAAAAGUCUUUAGGGACUUCUUUGGGGGAGACAAUCCUUUUGCAGAUUUCCAUGUGGGGGAUGGAAGUGAGGCGAGCAUUCGGUUUGGGGGUUUACAAGGACGGGGGGUGAAGAAGCAGGACCCCCCAAUAGAGAGAGAUCUGCACCUGUCUCUAGAAGACCUGUUCUUUGGAUGUACCAAGAAGAUCAAAAUAUCUAGACGGGUAAUGAACGAUGAUGGACACACCUCCAGCAUCAAGGACAAGAUCCUAACCAUCAAUGUAAAACCAGGCUGGAAACAAGGGACAAGAAUAACUUUUGCGAAAGAGGGAGACCAGGGACCAAACAGCAUCCCAGCUGACAUUGUGUUUGUAGUACGGGAGAAGAGCCACCCACGGUUUGUCCGGCAGCAGGAUGACCUCGUCUUCACAUCCCGUGUUGAUCUGGAGAAGGCACUAACUGGCUUCUCUGUGGAGGUGGAGACUCUAGAUGGCAGACUUCUCAACAUUCCUGUCAACGACAUUGUGCACCCCAAAUACAGCAAAGUGGUGCCUGGUGAAGGAAUGCCCUUAUCCAACAACCCUAGCCAGAGAGGAGACCUCAUUAUCCAGUUUGACAUCCACUUUCCAGAAAAACUCUCUUCUGAGAAGAAAAGACUAAUCAAGCAGGCCCUGACCACCUGA
Messenger RNA from Megalops cyprinoides (Indo-Pacific tarpon), 1017 nucleotides. RefSeq names its product DnaJ heat shock protein family (Hsp40) member B13 (gene dnajb13). Gene Ontology annotation, molecular function: protein-folding chaperone binding. The transcript is spliced from 8 exons. NCBI's taxonomy places the organism in Eukaryota, Metazoa, Chordata, Actinopteri, Elopiformes, Megalopidae. The coding region runs from base 67 to 1017 and encodes 316 amino acids. Gene Ontology annotation, cellular component: cytosol. The record is from RefSeq and is a predicted model, not a curated record.